Messenger RNA from Antechinus flavipes (yellow-footed antechinus), 11685 nucleotides. RefSeq names its product senataxin (gene SETX). Gene Ontology annotation, biological process: termination of RNA polymerase II transcription. The record is from RefSeq and is a predicted model, not a curated record. The coding region runs from base 16 to 8298 and encodes 2760 amino acids. Gene Ontology annotation, cellular component: nuclear body. NCBI's taxonomy places the organism in Eukaryota, Metazoa, Chordata, Mammalia, Dasyuromorphia, Dasyuridae. The transcript has 24 exons. Gene Ontology annotation, molecular function: helicase activity; transcription termination site sequence-specific DNA binding.
GAGUUUAGGUACAGAAUGAGCACAUGUCGCUGGUGUACACCUGGUGGUGAAUCCACUGUUGACUUCUUAAAGAGCUACGCUUUGGGGACACUUCCCUGUGAAAUUUUCACAGCUAAUGAGGAUCUCUGUUACUGCUUGGAGUGUGUGGCUGAAUACCACAAAGCAAGAGAUAAACUACCUUCUUUGCAUGAGAUCUUAUGGGAAUUUGAAACCACCCGUCUCAUAAAUCAUUUUGAAAAAUCCAUGAAAGGUGAAAUUGAAGAAGACGAUGAACUAUUUAUAGUGGAUGACAAUGGCGAAACACAACUAUUUGGUUUUACUGGCCAAGACUUUGAAAACAAGCUUCGAGUUCCUCUUCUUGAAAUACUGAAAUAUCCUUAUCUGCUCUUACAUGAGCAUGUCAAUGAAUUAUGCGUUGAAGCACUUUGUAGGAUGGAGCAAGCUAACUGCUCCUUUCAGGUAUUUGACAAACAUCCAGGGAUCUAUUUAUUCUUGGUACAUCCCAAUGAAAUGGUUCGACGAUGGGCUAUUCUGACAGCCAGAAAUUUGGGAAAGGUAGACAGAGAUGAUUAUUAUGAUCUACAGGAAGUAUUGACUUGCUUGUUUAGAGUUAUUGAAUUGGGGCUUUUAGAAAGUCCAGAUAUUUAUACUUCUUCAGAAUUCGAGAAGGGUAAACUUGUCCUUUUGCCAUCUCAUAUGUAUGACACAAACAACUACAAAAACUACUGGUUAGGGAUCUGUAUGUUGCUAACUAUUCUUGAGGAGCAAGCCAUGGAUUCUUUGUUACUGGGCUCAGACAAGCAAAAUGACUUUAUGCAGUCAAUACUUCACACCAUGGAAAAACAAUCAGAUGAGGAUAGUGUAGAUCCUUUUUGGCCAGCGUUACAUUGCUUCAUGGUAAUUCUGGAUCGCCUUGGCUCAAAAGUCUGGGGUCAACUUAUUGAUCCCAUUGAAGCAUUCCAGACCAUUAUUAACAGUGUGAGCUACAACAAAGAAAUUCAAAAUAUACGCAAUAGUUCCACAAGGACAAAGCUAGAACCUGAAUCAGAUUUGGAGGAAAUGGUGACUUGCAGCCAGAUUGUGUACAAUUUUAAUCCUGAAAAAACCAAAAAGGAUUCAGGAUGGAGAUCAGCUAUAUGCCCUGAUUACUGCCCUAACAUGUAUGAAGAAAUGGAAACAUUAGCCAGUGUACUUCAGUCUGAUAUUGGACAAGACAUGCGUGUUCAUAACAGCACAUUUCUUUGGUUUAUUCCUUUUGUUCAGUCCCUCAUGGAUCUCAAGGAUUUGGGUGUAGCUUACAUUGUGGAGGUUAUUCAUCAUCUGUAUUCAGAAGUCAAAGAUGUCCUCAACCAAAAAGUAGCAGUGUGUGACACAGUUACAGAGUUUUUCCUUCUGAUAUUGGUGUCAGUAAUUGAACUGCAUAGAAAUAAGAACUGUUUGCAUUUGCUAUGGGUUAGUUCUCAACAGUGGGUAGAAGCUGUAGUGAAAUGUGCUAAACUUCCUACCACAGCAUUUGCACGUAGUGCUGAAAAGACAUCUGGAAGCUACUCCAAAGGGGCAACUGUAAUAGCUACUUUGCCUUUAUAUUCUGUUCCAUCUAAUUCUGUACAGUUUGCUUGUGUGCAGCUGAUCCGAAGUCUUCUUAGAGAAGGGUGCCAGCUUGGACAACAGACUCUUUGUAAACAAUUCUUAGACAAACUCAACUUGUGUCUGAGGGGAAAUUUGUCCCUUGGUUGGCAUUUAAAUAGUCAGGAGACCCUAGAAUUACAAACGUGUUUGAAACAAAUUAUUAAAAACAAAAAAGUCAAAGGAUUAACAUGUAGCACUUUUGUGGAUAGGACCGUAGCAUGUAAAACUCCCCCUGCAAUUUAUAUUAAAGAAGAAAGUGAUACAACUAUGGAGAGAUCAAAAAAGGAUACAUCUUCUCAGGACAGUCCUAGUCCAUCAUUUUCUAAAGAACCAUUGAGAGCUGAUGUCUUUCAAGGACAAGAGAGUCCAUCUCUAAGAAGAAAUUACAGUUGGGAGGAGGAAAAUAGGCAAACAUACUUAAAGGAGUCAAAACUAGAUGACCAUUUUUCACAUAAAUCAUGCUUAAAGCAGGAAAAAAUCCCUGAUGCUAACGGAUCUCGUAAUCAUGACAUUUUAGAUAAUAUGGAAGACCAGAAGUAUAUUGAAGAAAACAACUCCACAAAUAUACAACAGAAUUUGGCUUCAAAAGAUAAUGCAAUGGAAGGGCUAUAUGAUAAAACAACAAAUAUUCAGACAAGUUUGAUGACAAUUGAUUCUAGAUCUGAUUCUCCCCAAAAUGUAUCAAGCUCAAGUGAUGAUUCCCGUUCAAAGAGUGAUUCUGGCUUUAGGAACUCAAAGUUUAGGACUAAGGCACAGAAAGAUGAAUUAUGUGCAAAAUUAUUACAGGUAAUGAAGGAACAUAAAAAAACCACUAUGGUCACCUGUGUUAAUUUAGAAUCAAAACAGAGUUCAUCCAAUUUGGGGAGUCAUGAUCCAUGCAAAGAUGUGGAUGUUCAGAAAGAGUUUGCCUUAAUACAGAAAGCACAGUCAGAACCUUGUAUUACUCCAGAGAAUAUAACAAAUGAAGAGCAAGAAUCAAAAAAUGAUCAUUCAUUGCUUAUUAAGAAAAAAUCUGAUGAUAAACAGCUAGAUCCCUUAACAUUUCAUAAAAAAGAUUAUCUAUCACAGGAAAGUGAUAGUAGUGAUGAUGAUGAUACGGUUUCACUUAAAACAAUUAGAAAUACCUUACUGAAAAAGAAAUGUCAGCUUAUACAUCACACAGACAGACAGGAAUUAAAGGACAGUAAUUGUGAGGAAAUAAAUAACAGUAAUGAUCAUGUUCCACAUAAUUUGGCAAGAGAGGAUGUUCCUCCUCAGAAUUUUAAAUUUAGCACCUUAAUGGAUUCUCAAGUAGAUAAAGACCUCGAUGCACUCUCUCCUAUAGUCCAUAGUAGUAGUAGUCUUAAUUUCCCUUCAGAUUCAGCUCAAGAAAGUUAUCAGCUGCAGAGAAAAGUAAAAAAUGUUAUGGAUCAUUCUGCAGUUAACCAAAUUAGUGAAUCAACCUCUGUUGUGGAGACUACCAGAAACCAAAUUAUUAUCAUUUCAGAUGAUGAUGAUGAUGAUGAUGAUGAUGAUAAAAGAUCACCAAAUCUUCAGAAACAAAUUAAAACAGAUAAAAUAGGUAUUAAGACAGAGUUUGCAGAAGAGUAUCCUUCAACUUCUAAUACUAUUUUGGAAAAAAAACUAGAAAAAGAAGAAAAAACAACAUCCCCUUUGUUCGAUGAGGGAUCUGAUUCACAGUUUUUUGAAUUUGAAACUCCUCGUGACGUAUUUUCUGUUUGGCAAGAUUCUGAAUCAGAGUGCAGAAAUUCUGUUCAGGAGAGUGAAGCAGAACAAGACUCUUUUUUGACUUCAACAGGUGAGAGUGCCUUAGAUGACCAGACAAAUGACUGGGGUUAUGAUACAGAUUAUAUAUCAGAUGAAGUAAUUCAGAAGGUAGCAGAAAGUCUUGAAGAACAUUUAGACUCACAGAGUAGGGUUUCUCCUAAUGAGAAAUUUCAAAUUAGAUCAAAGAGUAAGAAAGAGUCAUCUAAAUCACCAGUGGCUGAAAAUCUUUCAUGUUUAAAAAAUGUUGAUAAACCUCGUACUUGUAUUUCUGGGGAUCUUAUUGAAGAGCACACUAAAAAUGUAGAUAAGAGGGAAGAUAAAGAAUCUACAUCUAGUCUUUCAGCAUCACCUAAUUUAAAUUUUGAAAUUUCCACUGGAGAGUCAGAUAAACUCUGUUCUCCUCAGUCACAUAAACAGUGUUCUCCUCAGUCUCUUUCUAGUCCAAAACUCAGCAGAACUUCACUUUCUAAAAAUUUGAAGAAAACUGGAAUUAAUCCCCCCAAAAGGCAGAAUAAAAAAAUGAACCAAGCUAGUCCCAAAAAAUUACUUUGUAGAACCAUGCCUGCUGUGAUUCCUCCAAAGAAAUUUCGCCAGUGUCCUGAACCAACUUCAACUGCUGAAAAACUUGGUUUGAAAAAGGGGCCUCGGAAAGCAUUUGACUUGUCCCAGCGAUCUUUAGAUUUUGUGGUAAAGUUACGUGAUCAUGGAAAAACUGCAGGUGAAGUUGAUACUCAUCAAAAGAAAAAGACAAAGUUAAUUACUCCUCAGGCUCUACUUGUAAAAAAUAAUAAGAAAAUGUUGGCAUGUCAAGAUCUUCAGUUUUUAAGACAAAUAAGACCCAAGUCACACAAAAAUCAACAAGGACUUUCUGCCACUCAUAGUAAAGAAACUUCUCCAAAGGCAAUUACAAAACCAUCUCAGAGUUCUGGAGCUAUUAUUAAAGCAUCUCCUGGACCCAGUGACAAUUUUAAAGAAAAAAACAAGCUAGCCUCAGACAAUGAUAAAAAGCAUGCAAGAAAAAGCUCAUUUUCUGAAACAGAAAUAGUUAAAGUUAAAAGUAUAUCACAGGCAGCUAAUAAUAGCCCUCUUUCUACCAAACAUAGUUGUACAGAAUUAAAUGUGAGAGCAGAAACAAAUGAAGCUAUUGUCUCUACUUCAAAGAGCCACUUCUCCAACUCAUCUUCUGUUGGAGGUAAUGUGACAGGGGUUGUCCAACCCUUGCCUUCUUUUCAUUCUGAAAGAACAGCUUUCAGAGAGGCAGAAUCUGAUGUCAACAGUGAUACAGAGGAAAAUAAUUUGUUUUUAACACAAAAUGAUCCUGUAGAUAUGGAAUUAAGUUCACAGGUAGAAGAUUUUCAUGACUUUGAAAUUCCAAUUGAAACAGAUCUAGUAGAAAUGAAGGAAGAUCCUAAAAACCUCACUGGGGACAAGACUUUGAGUAAUAUAAAGUGUAAGCACAAAGAUUGUACUGAAACUGUGGAAAAUCUGAAUGAAUAUUGCUCUGUACAUUCUGAAGCUAAACUAUCUGAUGACUCUGUUUUUGUUAAACCAGGCUUGCCGCUUUCACUAUCUAACAAAACUGUAAAGUCUACUACUAAGAUUUUUAGUUCAAGUAGUACUUCACGAAAUGCUCAUCUUACUAGAGCUAUAGAAAAUAGUUUAAAACUCCCACUAGCAUUAAAAAAUCAAAGAAGUUUGUUAGGCACAACAACAGCAAAAGCAACGCAACUAGUCUCUCCAUUAGUUCAAAAGUCAGUUUUGAAUGAUGAGGGGAAAAAUCUGUCUAAUAUUCUUCAACCACAGAAUAUGCAGACUUCUCCAAAUUAUUUCAACAGACCUGCACCACCAAAUCUCCUUGAGAAGAAAAGAACUUUUCAGGCUUCCUCUGCCUCAAAUUUUCCUAUGAGGCAAUCUAUAUUUGACAGCUUUGUUAAGGAGAUCUUAAAAUGGAAGUAUGAAAUGUUUGUAAACUUUGAUCAGUUUGGGCCCCCAGCAGAUCUUUGCCAGGCCCUCUUAAGACCUGUUCCUGUCACAUUUCAGGACUCUGAAGACUAUCUAAGUGUUUUUUUCCCUUUGAUGAUAUUGAAUACUUUUGAAACAAUAGCUCAAGAAUGGAUUGACAACCCAAAGAAAGAGAAUGCUUAUGAGCUCCAUUUACGAAGCUUCUCUCCUGGUGAAAUAAACUGUGGGCAGUUUAUAGUUUGUCUUCAGGAAUCUGAUAUGGCUAAACAAUUGCAUCCAAAGGAAAAUGAUUUGGUAUUUUUGGUUCCUAAAAAACUACUUGGAAAAAAGAAAGCUGCAGAAGAAAAUGAAAUGAAGAGUCAGCAAGUGUAUCAUUGUGGUUAUGUGUCUCAAUUUCGACGCUCUUCAGUCAGACAUAAUUCACAAUUUGAGGGUUACCUUUCCAUCCAGACUCAAGGCAAUCUGUCAUUCCACAUAAAUGAGUCAAUAGACUGUAUUGUGAUCAGUUCUUUGGUGACUACACAACGGAAGUUGAAAGCCUUGUCUCUUUUGGGGCGGAAUUCACUGAUUCCACUUACCAGGGUAAUUCUGAACCCAAGUACUUCAGACUUUUGUCCUCGAGAUUCACUGAACACGGCUCCUGAGAAGAUUCUUGCCUACCUGAAAGACUAUAAUGAAGAUCAGAAAAAAGCAAUUGAAGUUGCAUAUGCCAUGGUAAAGCAACCACCAUUAAUUGCCAAAAUCUGUCUGAUUCAUGGACCCCCUGGAACUGGCAAAUCAAGAACUAUUGUUGGCCUAUUGUACCGAAUUCUGACAGAGAAACCAAAGAAAGGAGAUUCAGAUGAAAACUUGAAUGCCAAAUUCAAACGAAAUCGUGUUCUUGUAUGUGCACCUUCUAAUGCAGCUGUUGAUGAACUUAUGAAAAAAAUCAUACUUGAAUUUAAAGAAAAAUGCCAAGACAAGAAGAAUCCAUUAGGAAAUUGUGGAGAUAUAAAUUUAGUGAGACUGGGCCCAGAAAAAUCUAUUAAUAAUGAAGUCCUAAAAUUCAGCUUGGAUAGCCAAGUUAACCACAGAAUGAAAAAGGACUUCCCCAAUCACAUUCAAGAGAUGCAUGAGAGAAAGGAAUAUCUGGAUGUUAAAUUAGACAAGCUUUCUCGCCAGCGGGCUUUGGAUCGGUGUGAAAAAGGGCAGAAGAGAUCAAAUUUAGAUGAGGAAAUUGCCCGAAUUUCCAAAGAAAGGCAGCAACUUGCUUCUAAAAUUAAAGAGGUUCGAGGACGCCCACAGGAAGCUCAGAGUAGCAUUAUUCUGGAGUCACAUGUCAUCUGCUGUACACUGAGCACAAGUGGUGGUUUGCUACUAGAAUCUGCUUUUCGUAGGCAAGGAUGUAUUCCCUUCAGUUGUGUCAUUGUUGAUGAGGCUGGGCAAUCUUGUGAGAUUGAGACACUUACUCCAUUUAUCCAUCGCUGCAACAAACUUAUUCUUGUUGGAGAUCCUAAACAGCUCCCUCCCACAGUUAUUUCUGUGAAAGCACAGGAGUAUGGCUAUGACCAGUCAAUGAUGGCUCGAUUGUACAAACACCUGGAAGAACAAGUGAAACAGAAUGUGAUAAGUAGAUCACCUGUUUUGCAGCUGACAGUUCAAUACAGGAUGCAUCCUGAUAUAUGUCUCUUCCCAUCUAGUUAUAUUUAUAACAGAACUUUGAAAACAAACAGAUUGACUGAAGAGAGCCGAUGCACAUCAGACUGGCCGUUCCAGCCUUACCUUGUAUUUGAUGUAGGAGAUGGUUCAGAGAGACGGGAACAUGACUCAUAUGUUAAUAUUCAAGAAAUAAAACUAGUAAUGGAAUUAAUUAAGCUAAUCAAAGACAGAAGAAAGGACAUCACUAUACGUAACAUUGGUAUAAUCACACAUUACAAAGCGCAAAAGAUGAUGAUUCAGCAGGAAUUGGACAAAGAAUUUGAAAAAAACAGACCAGGAGAAGUUGACACUGUGGAUGCAUUCCAAGGUCGUCAGAAGGAUUGUAUUAUUGUUACAUGUGUUCGAGCAAAUGCUUCACAAGGCUCCAUUGGGUUUCUGGCAAGUUUGCAAAGAUUGAAUGUAACCAUUACUCGAGCCAAGUAUAGUCUGUUUAUCCUUGGACAUUUGAGGACAUUGAUGGAAAACCAACAUUGGAACCACCUGAUUCAAGAUGCUCAGAAAAGAGGUGCCAUUAUUAGGACCUGUGACAAGAAUUAUAAGUAUGAUGCGAUGAAAAUUUUGAAACUCAAAUCUGUGCCACAACGAAGCCUAUCACACCCUCCCACGGUAGUGCCAGAAACCACUAGAUUCCAGAACAGCUUACCACCCAGCAACAAGCCCAAAGACAUGAUGAACAAACCUGACAGUGGUAUUUCUAAGACCAUUUCUGUGGCUUCUCCACGGCGCAACAGCACUUCCUUGUUACCUGCUGAAGUUCAACCCAUUAACUGCAGGGAAGCUGUGGUUGUUACAAAAGCUGCUGAAGUACCUGUUGUUCGGGACCCAAGAUUAGCAAAGAGAAAUGAGCGUGAUGCCACAGAGAAAUUCUCAGGUGAUAUACAACCAUCCAGUAUCCAGCAUCCAAGAGUGACAGUACCCAUAUAUGAACCUAGCCUUCCUUUAACUCCUCAGGACUCCAGUAUUGUCAUACAACACCUUUUUCCAAAAGUAACAUCCUCCAACAAUUGCAACCUGACUGCACAACUUGAAGCUCCCUCUGCAAAUAUUUCCAUGCACACAAACAAAAGAAAAACUAGUGAAGAAGAAGGAUCUGGUUACGGAAGAGAAGUGACAUCUUCUGGAGAAGGACAACAAGAAAAGCAUGAGUCUAAGAAAGACUGUCACUUAGACAGGGACUAUUGCUUGGACAGGAGGAGAAAAGAAAACCAAGACAGUCAUUCAAAAAGAAGAAAACUUUCAUAGCUAAGGUCUUGAGUCUCAACAACAGGCAACAUUUACCAAAAGGAAUAUUUAUUAUAAGAAAUGCAGCUUUGGGUGCUCAGUUAAUAAGAAUAGAGAUGUUAAAUUUAUUUUUAAAUUUGGGGCCAUUAAUUUCCCCUAGAACUUGGAAGAUUGUAUACUCUUAUUUAAACUUAUUUUCUAUUGGUAAUCUUUACAAAUGAGUGUGUUUUUCUGUCUUGAAUUUCAGAGGACCUUUGUGCAUCAAUGAAUAGUGUCUUUAGAGCCAGAAAAAUGAAAUGUAGUUCUGUUGUUCUUCCUUUUUAGAAAAGGAAGCCAGAUUUGGACAAAUUUUGUAAAUGUAGAGAUGUACAUUUGUAUAGCAAAGAACAAAACCUUUUUAAGAUUUAAUCUAGUUGCUAUUUUGCCUUUUCUUUCUCCCUGGCUCAAAAUGUUUGUUCAUUUUUCAGCAGAGCAAAGUCAUCUUUAAAAGUGGGGGUCACUCUAGUGCUAUUGUAAGCCUGAUUUCUUUCACAACAUAAGUUGUUUGGAAAAAAGCUGAGUUGGUGAUAGUGGGUCAGAUGUCUCUAGUUCUAUUUUAAAAGCUGACUGGCCUCAUGGGGAAGCUUUGGUGAAAGCAUUUGGUUUAGAUGGAAUUCUGCUUAUCUUGUACAUUUUAAAACAAGGUUUUUGCACAAGAUGGUUAAUUUCUACAAGGGUUCAUCUAUCUAUUUUUACUAAAUUCUUAGUUCUCCACUCCAAAUUCUCUUUCUUGGCAAUAUUGUACAGCUAUCCUAGAAGAAGUGAGAUACUGUAGAUUGAAGGUAAUGCUUUGAACAAAUACUGAAUAGUUGAACUGGAUGGUCUCAAAACAUCAUUAAAAACCACAAGGAAAUAAAAAGAAACUUAAUACUUCUAAUUGGAAUAGUUUAUAAGGUGAUUAGGGUUUGGAAAUACUUGCAGAUUUCUCACAUUUUUUAGAAACUGUGUAACUUUGAUAAAAGUAUACUGCUACAUUUUGGUAACUGGUGGUACAAAUUAUAGCAAAGAUUUAAAUGGAUUUCCUUUAGUUAAGUGGGUUUAUAACUUUUUGUCCCUUCUUAAUUUCAUUUUCCUUCCUUUUUGCUAUAGAAAUUUUUUCUAAAAAAAGGUCUAUUUAUCAAUGUUGUGUGAGGGGGGAAAAAUCUAUAUUAUUUUUAUCAGAAUUGCAAAGAGGCACCUUUGUGGGGGGAAAGGCAUGGUACAGGAUUUGAUUCUUUUAAGAAAGCUAUCUGAUUUUGGCCACAGGUACACACACACACACACACACACACACACACAGGAACAAUUGUUUGAAGUGUUUUUUUCACAGAAGUAUGUCUAAAAAUAGAGGGGUUAAAAAAGAGAAAUUUUCCAAAUUUAUUAUAUAAAUUUGCACUUUAUGCAAAAAGAAUGAAUUCUGUAUUUGGGCUUUUUGAAAGAUCUUCCUAUGUGUAGAAUGUUUGCAAUCAUCUCAUGGAUCGUUUAAUUCUUAAGCCACUUUUGAAUUUUUCCAAAAAUUGACAGUACAUUUCCUCUGGACAAUGCAUGUGUCUUUUACAUUGGUUUCCAAACAUAUAAGUAAGGGAUAAAAUGAAAAUAUCUCUUAACAGUAGCACCUUUUUUGAUCUUAUGGUGCUACACAUUCAGAUUAUGUUUCCUUUGCUUAUGGAUCAAAGGAAGAGUGAUAGGAAGAGUUAGAUUUGGGGGAACAUUUCAUUAAUUAUAACCAAUGUGUGGGUUUCAAAAGAUUAGAUGUCAGCUUUUAUUACACAUCUUUGUCAGGGAAUUGCCCUUUUAUGAAUAUAAAUUGUUUUUUUCUAAAGUUAGUGCUUUCAAUUUGGGCUUUUUUCUGCCAGUAAACGACUAAGAAGGGAUGAAAAAAGGUAAUAUGAAAGAUUUCAAAGAUUUCAGAUGAAAUAGUUUGUCUUUGUUUUGGAUAUCUUUGAAUCCUCCUCAGUCUAUUUAUGUUCACAUGUAGAUUGUCAAAGAACUUUACCCUCAGAUUUAGGAUUUAUUACCAUACGCUAAAUUGGCCUACAAAUAGGUGUUUUCAGUUAAGUCUGGGACCCAAGCUCAAACUGAUUUAUGGUUCCUUUGUUUUCCUGUUAAUAAUUCCUUCCUAGAGACUAAUCAGAUAAAUAUCACAAAAAUAAUAAAGGUAUAAGGGGAGGGUUCCAUGGGAUUAAAGGAAGAACAUUAGGGAAAGUCUAUGAUAAACAAAAAGCAUCCAAAAAAUGAAAAAUAAAAGUAUAACGAGGACAUUUGGCCUAUAGGAUAAAGGACAUCUAUACUUUGAGCAAAUUCUCUUAUUCAAAGUAGACUGUUGGUAGGUACCUUGUUGUAAAGCUUAGAUCUCUUCUAACUGUUGUUCCCUACUCACCUGAUUGUUACUACCAGUAGGAGAGAUGAAAAUAAUGAGCAGCUUGUGCAUAAUCCUACUGAACAAAAUUUUUAUACAAAAGCAAAUACUUCUAGCAAAAUAGCACUGUAUUAUCUAAGUGAAUUAGAAUCUUCGUUUGACUUUAUGCAGCAAAAUUAUUUUAAAAUCACUUUGGUUGGGGAUUAACCUAAUAAUUUUGGACAUGGCAAGCAGUGAAUUAUUUUGUUGGAUAGUAGCAGGUGAGUUUUUAUGUUAAGGUUCUCUUUGCCUUGAUAUUUAUGCACAGUCUCUUCAAGUAUCAUUUUUGUAUUUUUGAUAUGUUUUAGAUUUUUUGCAUCACUUUUGACUUACCAAGUACAAACACAGCUUGUUAGAACUGGAAGGGAGUUUAAGGCUCAAAAACUUUAUUUUACAGAGGAUAAAAUUGAAGCCAAGAAAGGUUAAAUAACUUGCUCAAAGUCACAAAAUGGAGGCAGCAUUUGAAUCCAGGUCUCUUGGCUCCAAACCUCUUGCUCAUUCUUUUCUACUUCAUUACCAUCCUGUUUAUAGAGAAGAACAAAGAGGCUCAAGAGAUAGUCUUAGAGAAAUUAAAUUCGUUUGCAUGUACUAAAUAGGAACUACACCAACUUAAGGGUACAAAAACAAAUUAUUGUUAAUAUUGUGCAAAAUUAUUGGAUAAUUUAGGCUUUUUAGCUCCUUUCCACCAUUUUACAACAGAUACAGCAGAAGAUACUUUUCCCCAGGGCAGACAUUUUGUAUUUUAAUUUGUUUCAUGGGUUGUCCUAGUCAAUUAGUAACCAGGCAACUUGUGGGAAGGUUGUAUUUAGCUAGAUAAAAUGGACUCAGUAUUGCUAGUAUCAUAUUCAAAGCAUUUGUCCUUAGUGGUGUAGUGUUUGAGAACUCAGGAUACCCUCACCUCCAUUCCACUAACUACUUUGGAGUUAGAUUUUUGAGGAUUUGAUUUCGUUGAAUGCUCAAAGUCAAUAAACAUUUCAUGGGAUGCAAGAUCA